This is a messenger RNA of Anopheles nili, 990 nucleotides long. Its product is annotated as 27 kDa hemolymph glycoprotein-like. The record is from RefSeq and is a predicted model, not a curated record. The transcript is spliced from 6 exons. The coding region runs from base 51 to 824 and encodes 257 amino acids. Lineage: Eukaryota; Metazoa; Arthropoda; Insecta; Diptera; Culicidae.
AUUCGUGAAGCAGAUAGGACGUGUUUUUGAGUAAAGCAUUCAGUGGAAGGAUGGCGAAAGUAGCACCGUUGGUUUUGUUCGGCAUUCUGGCGCUUCUGGCAGCGGUAUGGGCCUCACCACUGUCGAAGGGAACCGAGAGCUCCAACUCCUCCGAAGAGUCGGGUGAGGUCGGUGAGAUGUUGAAGGAGCUGCAGGAGAUGUGCAAAAAUAACAGCGGCUCCGAUGCGGCCUUCCUUGGCUUGAUGUCAUCGGUGCAGGAGACAAUGGUGUGUGCCGUGGCUUCCCUCGAUCUAGAGGGCUUAAUGACUGACGUUGACACGCUGUCCAACGAAACCCGCUUCACAUUCUUCCCUCGUUACUGUCCACAGCUGCGCAAAACCUACUCCUGCGUUAACAAGCUGGUGGGUGAUGUCAGACCCUGCCUAGAGGACGACGACUACACCAUUGUGCAAGCCCUGGUCGGCAUCCUGCCGGACGCGGUCGAGCUGAUGUGCAAGAACGAUGGUGAAAUUUUGUUCAAGUACGACGAGCCAAAGUACUCCGAUUGCUUGGAAAAGCUGGGCGACAGCUUCGAGGAAUGCACCAACUCCUUCCUGAACUCGACGGAUGACUGGGACCUCUCGAACAUGACGCAAGAUCAGUGCAGCACCAUGUUCGGCUUCCGGGAUUGUCUUCAGGGUAAGCUGGGCCUGUGCAAGGCUUCGGAUCUAAUCAGCGUCUACGACCUGUUCCACAACACUCUCGUCCGCAUGACGCCGUGCCGUAAUUACGUGGAGGUGCCAAAAGUCACGCUCGUUGAUAACAAUACCGUCGACGAGGACUAAACCAGUGGUGGAUCGAGCUAAUGUGGUUCCCCGUUUUAGGUACCGUGGAUUUGCCAUGAUAAUGUAACUCUCACUCUCUCUCUCUCUCUCUUUCUCUCUCUUUUUGAUGGAGUUGUAUUUUGCAAUAAAACAGUGCCCCUCGGCAUUGCGGCACCGUACGAGCGAG